GUAUACAAAUAAGAACCAUUUCCCACUCACGUUAUUUUUUUUUAAGCUUAAGGUUCUAGAGAGCUAGUUUUUGCCAGAUCAGUUUUGCAUUUUUCAACCUCGUCAUAAGCUUCUGCAUUUAUCUUAGUACUGCUCUUUGUUAUUGUUCGUUUGUUGACAGCUCAUGACACCAUUACCUCGGUUGUACAACAAGAAACUCAAGUUCUGGCUUCCGCUUUUUCUCGUGGUGGUAUGUGGAUUGUUCCAGCUCCAUGCAGUGCUACUCACACCCGUCAACCAGCAGCGGUUGGACCUUGAAGCCCUUCAUCUCCAAAGAGAUUCAGGGUUCAACCCCAAAUUAUCCACCUACAGCUUGUAUACCUUCAUAAACAAAGUUCAUGAUGGUGCCAAGCUUCAUUUGCACUGGGACGAUCUCGUGGACCUUCUGCCAGGUUCCCUGAUGGUGGCUCAGUUCCGUCAAAUUGAUGAUGAAAGUCGGUGUUCGGCAGAAGUGGAAGCAUUUGGAUCCGUCAAUUCCUACUGGCUCGAAAGCUACGAAACCAAAGUCCUUCGUAGCAUGGCCAACUUGUUCUGCCUUAAGGACGUACCGGAUCGGGUGUUUGUUCGGUCACCUACCGGCUACUUACUGGUGCCGGUGGAAGGCCGUCGUCGGUAUGGUAGUUUACUCAACACCCUGUUCAGCAACAACGACUUCAUGAAUGAGUAUAACUCAUUGGACGCCAACGUCAACCACUACGACUUCUACCCCCUCAAUACCCUCAAUAAGUCGGUGGAUAUCGACGUUAACCAAUUCUACUUUGACCCGGAGUAUGAGAUGAUCAAAUUAACCCAACUGCAAAACAAACACCAGUUGAGCCCUGAAGACCUGAAGUAUCUUGGGUUUCUCAAGUACGCCAACUCCAUAGUCGAUGAUAGUGAUCGGUACUUCAAGUAUCCGUGGAUUUACUCGGAUGUGGUCCAGGGAAAUUCCCAUCACUUGGCCCACCCGUUCUUCAAGCGGUUUAUUUCCAUCCGGGAAAGACAGAGCAUCAUCCAGCACAUGAUUCGUGCCUGGUUCGAGUUUGCAGAGGCCAUCGACGUACCGUCUUGGGUCAACUACGGCUCCUUACUCGGGUGGGCCUAUAACGGUGUAAACAUGCCAUGGGACACCGACGUGGAUAUCCAGUUGUCGAUCCGUCACCUCGACUAUUUGCUGCGGCACUACAACAACUCCUUGGUGCUUGAAAACCCCCAGUGGGGAAAUGCAAAGUACUUGCUUGAUAUCAGCCCCACGUACGUGCGUCAAGGUAAUGGCCGUAACUUCAUCGACGGUCGGUUCAUCGAUAUCAACUCAGGGUUAUACAUCGACAUUUCGGCCUUGAGCCACACCAACUUCAAUCCGCCUUCCACCUUGGCUGGUGAUGAUAACGACAUAUUGGUGCACUGUAAGCAUUUUAACUGGCACUCCCUUUCAGAGAUCCUUCCACUCAGGCACACAUACUUCGAAGGGUCUUCGGUGUAUAUUCCUUCGAAUAUCUCGUCGAUAUUGGACCGUAAGUACGGUAAAGAAAGCUUUACCACCAAGUUAAACUUCAUGGACUAUAACUACCAAGAUGACAUCAACCUCUGGGUACCUGACAGUGUAUGUGCCAAAAGUCCCGAGAUCAACCGGUUCCAGUCGCUGUCCCGCACCCUGUUGACGUUGCCCGGCGCCUGUGACUCCCGGAUGUUACAGGAUGAGUACAACAUUAACUAUCAGUUUGGUCACAGACACUUGUUGUUAAACGCCGACAUCGACCAUCCUGUUGACUAUAACAUUAAAGACUUGGGAGAUUUACCCAUCACCAGAAAAGAUACUUGGUCCUACUACCAUGACUUGCACAAUGGGCUUGUCCAUAACGAAAACUGGUUUCACGAAUAUAAUGACUGAGUAUUUGCAUGUAUAAUAAUAUAUACCACAUUUUUUU
This is a messenger RNA of Yamadazyma tenuis ATCC 10573, 1946 nucleotides long. RefSeq lists its product as uncharacterized. Lineage: Eukaryota; Fungi; Ascomycota; Pichiomycetes; Serinales; Debaryomycetaceae. The record is from RefSeq and is a predicted model, not a curated record.